Molecule: messenger RNA, 868 nt
Organism: Gamsiella multidivaricata
Lineage: Eukaryota; Fungi; Mortierellomycota; Mortierellomycetes; Mortierellales; Mortierellaceae
Exons: 2
Coding region: 170-637 (155 amino acids)
Source: RefSeq, a predicted model, not a curated record
UUUCACAGUUGUUUUCGUAGUUGUUUUCGUAGUUGUUUUCGUAGUUGCAGUUGGAGGCGGCCAGGGAGAUACUUUAGUCGUCGUUGUUAUAAUCGUUACUGCUGUAGUCGUCGCUGUUGUAGCCGUCGUUGUUGUAGUUGCUGUAGCGGGCGGACUGGCUGUUGUAGUCAUGGUCGUAACUGGUGUCGGCUCAGCUGUAGUGGCUCUCGUCGGCUCCGCGGUCGCUGUAAUGACUGUCGUCGGCUCCACGGUCGCUGUAAUGGCUGUCGUCGGCACCACGGUCGCUGUAGUUGAUUCUGUAGUUGAUUCUAUAGUUGUAAAAGAUGUAGUUGUGGUCGGCAGCUCAGUUAUGGUGGUAGCUGUAGCUGUCUCCAUCGUCGUAGUGGUUGUUGCAGAAGAAGUAGUUGAAGUGGGUCCCCGAGUGGUAGUGGGUUCCCGAGCGGUAGUGGGCUCCCGAGUGGUAGUUGGAUCACGAGAGGUAGUACUAAUGGCAGCGGUAGUGGGAGAUAUUGAUGGGUCUCGAGUGGUAGUGGUAGUAGAAAUAGUAGUGGUAUAUAUUGGUGGCCUCAGAGUAGUAGCCGUUGUUCUUGUAGUCGUGACCUCUUGGCUUCCGAAGAUGGUCGUUACUUUUGACUGAUUCUUGGAAGCGGCUGUAGUCGCACUCGUGGUCGUUGUCAAAGUGGCAGUUAUAGUUGCGGUGGUUGUAUCUGGAUCGUCAAUGGUGGGCACUUUGGAUGUGAGCGACGAGGACAUGGUUCGAUCGGACGCCCUUCUCCUUUGAUUUCGUGGUGUUGGUAGUCGUGUUACUCCUGUAAUGCAAAGCAGCGACAACGGUUCAGAGUGAUUGGGGAAGUGAAGAGGAAAGGAG